UUCUGGAUUUCUGCCAUUCUGUCGGUAAACAGUGUGCCUAUGAUACGACAAAGGCGAUUGGCUCUUGGAGAUUGCAACAUCCAAUAAAAUUUCACAGCGCUGAGGACUAGAAUUGUCUCUUAUUGAAAAGAGUUCCCAAAACAAUGACAGGACGUGUGUUAUCAAGGAUUUUUUCAAAAGACCUAAGCCAUACCACCUGCAGCUGUGGAAAAAGUCAAGUGUGGAAUGGACAAAUAGUUCUUUUUCCAGGCAAAAUCAAGUGCUUCAGGAAUAUUCCUAACAGAUCAAUUAGCAAAGUUCAUGAACCUCCACAUAAAUUCAGAAAUGCUCCAAGAACAAAACCAUUGGUUUAUCCAAAUAGUCUGGCAUUGAAUAUCUUCCUAUCUUUGAUGCCAUGUUGUGCAAUAGGCAUUGCUUUCUUACAAUAUCAAAGGAAACAGAAACUCCUUGAACUUACAAACAGAGUUAAGGAACAGACUGGAAAGCCUCCAACUCCUGUAUCCAGACUAGUUAAUGAAUCAGAUCAAAGGAAAUAUGAAUUUUCAUUUGUGGAAUUAGAGGGAGAAUUUGAUCAUGAACGUGAAGUACUUGUGGGAUACCGAGCUAGUUUAUUGCCAGAAUUAGCACCGAAGGGGACUCGAUGGCAGAAGGGGGCUCACAUAAUCACACCGUUUAAACUUAAGGCCACUGGCUUUUCAUCGAAGACCUCUUAUGAAGGCCCAGUCCUUUAUCAAAGGGAUGUUAUUCUUGUAAACCGCGGUUGGGUGCCAAUGGAGUGGCUUGACCCCAAGAAGAGAACUGCUGGACAAAUUACUGGUACCGUCAAAAUUACUGGUCUGCUUAGGGCGACAGAAAUGAAAAAUCCAUUUGACUUCCGACCAACUCAGGACUCAUUAAAUGAGAAAUUUUUCAGCUAUUUUGAUGUAGAAACCAUUGCUGGCUAUUUAGGAACGAAGCAUGUGUGUGUAGAUGUUGAUCUGGAGAGCUCCAUCUGGGGCGGACCUAUAGGUGGGCAAACAAAGAUAAUGCAUCGAAAUACGAAACGAGACGAGACCCUUGUUUUUUUCAUGUUGGUGGGAAUACUGGGCCUCUUCUGGUACACAAAGGUUUAUCCUCAAAGAGCUGCCAAACGAUAUGUGGAAAUGUAUUAUAAGAAUAAACCAUAUGCUAUCUAAAGAUCAAAGAAAUUUGAAAUGGC
Messenger RNA from Ostrea edulis (European flat oyster), 1198 nucleotides. RefSeq names its product surfeit locus protein 1-like. The transcript has 9 exons. Gene Ontology annotation, cellular component: membrane. Lineage: Eukaryota; Metazoa; Mollusca; Bivalvia; Ostreida; Ostreidae. The record is from RefSeq and is a predicted model, not a curated record. The coding region runs from base 144 to 1175 and encodes 343 amino acids.